Molecule: messenger RNA, 5256 nt
Organism: Oryzias melastigma (Indian medaka)
Lineage: Eukaryota; Metazoa; Chordata; Actinopteri; Beloniformes; Adrianichthyidae
Gene: med1
Product: mediator complex subunit 1
Biological process (GO): cellular response to thyroid hormone stimulus; regulation of transcription by RNA polymerase II
Cellular component (GO): mediator complex
Molecular function (GO): nuclear retinoic acid receptor binding; GTPase activity; transcription coregulator activity
Source: RefSeq, a predicted model, not a curated record
UGUAUAAAAAAUAAUAACAGGAAAUUAAAAUGUAGGUAUAAAAAUAAAAUAGAAUAUAGGCAUAAAAAUAGAAUGAAAUUAACUAAAAUAAAAAUAAAUGUAAGUUUGUUCCGGAAACCUGCGCGGAUGAGCGGACUGGAGCGGACAGGGACAAUGGCGACCGGGCCUGUUGUGUCUGUGCAGAGCGGCAGCCCUGCUGGAGAACUCCCUAUUUCGGUACAACAGGGAGGAAAUCCACCUAUUAUAGAUCGGGUAAAAGCAGAAGAUGUAACAGAGUCAGAAAAGCAGAGUCGAACAGUUGCUCUGUUAGAGAGGCUUCAUGCUAAACACAACGCUUCCCGACCAUGGCAAGAAACCUGCAAAGUUGUCCGUCUGGCCAUGGAGAAACGCGGUGUGAUGAAUGCGGCGGGUCACCAGCUCCUACUCAACUGCUUGGAGACUCUGCAGAGAGCACUAAAAGUGUCAUCUCUGUCUUCCAUGACCGAUCGGCUGGAAUCCAUUGCACGACAAAACAUGUUGGGCUCUCACCUCAGUCCUACAGGGACAGAGUGCUACAUCACCUCAGACAUGUUUUAUGUGGAGGUGCAGCUGGACUCAAACGGUCAGCUGGUGGACGUCAAGGUGGCUCAUCAAGGAGAGAACCCCACAAGUUGUCCUGAGUUAAUUCAACAUUUAAGGGAAAAGAAAUUUGAAGAGUUUUCCAAACAUCUCAAAGGACUUGUUGAUUUGUACAAACUUCCAGGAGAUAAUAAACUGAAGACAAAAAUGUACAUAGCACUGCAAUCGUUGGAGCUUGAUCUGGCCAAAAUGAUGCACAUGUUUAGGUUAGCAACCAGCGCUAAUACAGUGGAGACGAUUCUUCACGGGAGCGUGGGCUUGUUGACGCCCAGGAGCGGCGGCAAUCUGGUCACUCUUCAGUGCUACGUUUCGCCUUACGACAUCUUCCAGGAGGGAACGCAGCUCAACUUAACUGACAACAAUGUGCCGCGCUCUCUUGGAGUCAGUGUGUCUGUUACGAUCGAGGGAACCUCCGCUGUGUAUAAGCUUCCAAUCGCACCGCUCAUCACCGGCUCACACCCAGUUGACAACAAGGGCACUCCUGCCUUUUCCACUGUGACCAACUCCAACUGUGUGGACCUGCCAGCUUGUUUCUUCCUGAAGAUGAACCGCCCAAUGCCUUUCUCAGCUGCCUUCAUUAAGAGGAUGAGUAAUGCGACUUUGAUUCCCGUGUUUGAGACUCCUCCCAGCCUGUCACCUCUUUACCAGUUAAUAGUCCAGAGUCAGCUGCAGCUCCUGGAAGAGGGCAGCUCUUUGCCAGCACCCUCACACAACAUGCACUUUUAUUCUAUUUUGCCAGAUCAGCAGCACUGUUACUUUCUGAACGGUAAUGCUCCAAUUCAAGACGGACACUCCCUUCAAGGAGCAAUGGUGUCCAAAAUUCCCUUUCGCCACCCGGCACACGUGCCACUUCUGCUGGACAUCAUUCGCCACCAGGCGGCUUACAACACUCUGAUCGGCAGCUGUGUCCGACAAAAAUCCAUCAAAGAAGACAGUGCAGGCCUUCUGCAGUUUGAAGUUUGUCCUCUCACCGACUCCAGUUUUGGCGUCUCUUUCCAGCAUCCGGUCAAUGAAUCAUUAGUUUGUGUGGUGAUGGAGGUGAUUGACUCCAGACAAGUGUCCUGCAAGCUGUAUAAAGGGCAAUCAGAUGCUUUGAUCUGCACUGAUGAUUUCAUCACCAAAGUGGUCCAGAGAUGCAUGUCUAUUCCUGUUACCAUGCGGGCCAUUCGGAGGAAAGCUGAGACCAUCCAGGCAGACACUCCAGCUCUUCUGCUUAUUGCAGAGACGGUGGCGACUAUGGUGAAGAAUAACCUUCAACCUUCUGGCAGUCCCACCUACAACAUGGCAGCAGGAGACGGGUCAAACCCAGGGCUGCACGGACUCACGGGAAGCAACACGCCGACUGCUGGUGGAUUGCCCGGCGGCCCAAAUUUCCCCUUGUUUGGCAUGCCUCGCCAGGAGAGGCAACCCCAAGGUGGUGAAUGUACGACCCCGGGAGCUGCUGGCCCACAGCAGCUACAGCAACAGCAGCAAGGUCAAGGUCACACAGAUGACUACAACAAGGUCACCCAAAACCCCAUACUGACAAGUUUAUUGCAGAUUACUGGGAAUGUUGGUUCCAGUCCCAGCUCCCAAAAUGCACCUCCACCCCACCAAACUCCACCCCCAACAUCCUCCCCUGCCAGCAACACUAAAAACCAUCCUAUGUUGAUGAACUUGUUAAAAGACAACCCCACGCAGGAUUUCGCUGCCCUGUACGGCUCGGGUUCAAUGGAGAGACAGAACUCUUCAUCUGGUUCUCCUCGAACGGACGGCAUGGGUGGAGCCUGCCCUGGAGGGAACCCAAAGGGGAAAAAGAAAAGACCCAGAGGGACGGAAAAGGCUGGAGGGAUACCUGGAGCGGGGACUUGUGGAGGAAGUGGUGGUUUGGGGAUGAAACCGCAGCAGUCGACCAUGGCACAACAGCAGCACCAUUCAGUGUCACACGAAGACGACUUUCACCGGGAGCUCUUCUCUAUGGACGUGGAUGCUUCUCAGAAUUCUAUUUUUGACGUCAACUUGACAGGUGACGGUCUGGACACGCCUCAUAGCAUCACUCCAGCACCAAGCCAGUGUGGGACGCCACCUCCUGGCUCUAAUAUGCCUUAUUCACAGUCUCACAUCCCGCCUCAGCAACCACCAGGAGCCGUCCCCCCCCGCAUGGUCCGACUCUCCAGCUCUGAUAGUAUUGGACCCGAUAUCACUGAAAUCUUGCAGGAUUUACCCGAACAAACAGGCAAAGGCAGCGGCGAGAGCCAUGGGCAGCACCCCAUGGGGGGCGGCGGGGAUGAUGUAGGCCCCUUGGGCACCCCCAUCCGGGACUCAUCCAGCUCCGGUCAAGGUAGCGCAGUGUUCGAUUCGGGAGACAUUUUUAACACCAACAGCAAUGAAAACCCCUUUACAGAUACGGAUCUGAUUCCAACUCCUCCUGAUCCCAUUCAGGAUAGCGAUUGUUCCUCCUCUCCGUUCUUUCCUGAUCCACCCGACUUCACCCCAGAGCACAGCUUCCCUCAGAACUUCUUUGAAACCUGCUCUGAAAGUCCUGAUGGAGUCAUGGAAAUGGUCAAGGGAUUUGGGAGUCAGCAGAAUACUCCAUCUGGAACUCCGCAGAAUCCUACUCCACACGGACAGAACACACCAGAACCCUCGCUGAAGGACCCAUUUGAUAUGGGGAUAGUGUUUGGAGGCAACAGUGGGAGUGGGAAACCGCUUCUGGGACACGCUCCUGAUCUUGGAGACACUCAUGGAGGAGGAUCCCAGAGUCCUCUCAUGAUGGGGCUUGGAGGUUCCUGUUCGGAUUUUAAAAGUACUGAACCCAAAGUCAAACAACAACAGGGUCUCGUUCGAGCAAAGGAUGAUAACGGGGGCAGUGGAGGAAGCAAUUCUGGAAUGGGAAUGGGGACCAGCUCAACCGAAGGGAAACAGGUUAAACGAAGUAGAACCCCAUCCAGUGAAGGGAAGUCAAAAGAAAAGCCUCCCAAACGCAAAAAGGUGGAUCCAGAUGGGAAAUCUCCCUCUCACAGUUCAGGUGGGCGACCUUAUACGCCCCCUAGUGGCGGUUUAAGUUCAGGGGUUAGCUUGAGCGCAGGAGGCUCCAAGUCUCCUGGUAGUUCAGGACGCUCCCAGACUCCCCCUGGAGUGGCCACACCCCCAAUUCCCAAAAUCACCAUUCAGAUCCCAAAGGGGACUAUAACUGGCGGGAAAACCUCGUCCCAUAGCGGAUACACCUCCAGCAGCUCAGCCUCCAGCAGCUCAGGCGGUGCAGGAAGUACGAGCAGCAGCAAAAGCCACCACUCUCACUCGUCUUCCUCCGGAAAGAUCAAGUCCAAAGAAAGCUCCUUAUCACAGGGAAACAACUCCAAACCAGGAGGAGCAGGAGGUGGAAGCGGACAGUCCCAGUCUAAAGGCUCCUCUCAAGGUGUUAGCAAACCAGGAUCGUCACCGAUAACAAAACAUGGAUUUUCAGGGCCCGGUGGUGCCGGAAGUGGUAAUAAAAUAAAGCCACAAGGAGGAAAACCUCCCGGGUCUCUGAUUAACCCCAACGUGAAGCCGAACAUUUCCCCCUCCCAUUCCCGCUCCGGUGGCUCUGGGGACAAACUCUCGUCUCCCAUGAAGAUGCAGCAACCACAAGUUCCAGGAACUCCUCCGUCCUCGAAGGCUAAAUCCCCAAUGGGGUCUGGAGGAAGCAGCUCGGGAGGGUCCAAGUCUUCCUCUGGUGGAAGCCAAAGCUCACAGAAACCAAUCGGUGGCGGCUCCUCUUCAACCGGAUCUUCAUCAUCCUCCAGUUCUUCCUCAUCCUCUGGUUCCAUGAGCUUCUCGGGAGGUUCCCAGUCUCAGUAUGUUGGUGGAGGGGGUGGAAGUGGAGGAGGAAGUGGAGGAAGUGGCGGGGGGAGCGGUCAGAACAACUCCAACAACCCCAACGCAAAAGGGAAGUCUCCCAGUCGGAACAAAAAGCCGUCACUAACGGCGGUCAUCGAUAAGCUGAAGAGCGUGGGUGGAGGAGGAGUCGGAGAAGACGGCUGCGAUGUAGGGCCUCCCGCUUCAGGAGCUGGUUCAACAUCUGCUCCUGGAGGUUCUGGAAAUGUUUCCAGUGGAUCUUCUAAUGUAGGCUCCUCCAAGCAUACCUCGUCCUCCCAAAGCGGCGAGUACAAACGGGAAAAAUCGGAUAAAGAGGCAAAAGCUAAAGUGUCUGUUUCUGGGGGGAACAGUGGCGAGAAGAAGACAAUGGACUCAAAGUCAGGUAGUGGAGGCGGGAAUACCCUCGCCAAAAUUAUCAUUAGCAAACCAGAUGGUGGCUCACCUAGCAUUAAGGCUAAAGUGACCCUCCAGAAGGCGGGGGAGGGAUCCGGUGACUCUAUGCGUCCACAGAUUUCUAGUCUCAAAGCGUCCCCGCUUUUUAGUGGCUCUACGCCCAAACACGACCGCUCGUCGCCCAGCCAUAGCCGGUCCCCCGCAUACACCCCGCUCAACCCCGACAGCGAGAGCGAAUCCGGUAGCAGCUCAGUCGCCGAGAAGUCCCACCAGAACAGCCCCAGCUCAGACGAUGACCAGACCAUGCGUCCUCUCCCUCCACAAGACUACAUGAGCUCCAUCUCAAUGGGUUCAGGGGAGAAGCACAAGAAACACAAGAAGGAGAAGAAGAAGCAGAAGGAGAAGGAG